UAUGAGGCUGAUGUUUGUGCAUCAGGAACAUCAUUGUAUGUAGAAACAUUAAUGCAAACAUCUUGUUAAACAAUUUAAAGGUCUUAUGGCUGUAUUGCAUUGUAAAUACAUUUGAAAAAUGUAACAUAAUACUUAAAUAUGAUAUUUAUACAACAUGUUUCAUAACAGAUGUAGUAAGUUACGGAGUAGAUUACAGUUUCCCUAACACGCUUGGCAGUUCUCCCCAGAUGUCGUACACAGCCUUUAGAACACAAUUUUUAUGUAACACCCCGCCAUGUUAUCUUUUUGAAAUAAAUAACAUUUCGAAAACCACCCAACUGCAAAGCAUGCAAAAUGUCCGUCUCUGUGGCUGGCAAGUGUGCUCAUGGUGCGCUCACCUGGGCUUCCCCCACCGGAGAGGCGUGGUACUACAGGUGUACAUGCGCACAGCCGCCGCGCGGGGGAGCUCAGACAAAGCAGCUCGAACGGCGGCUGCAGGCCGAAACACUGAAAGCAAAUACAGCACAGGCCACUCUUAGCAAGCGGACCCCCACAACAAAAACACUCGGGAACCUCCACCCAGCGCCCGGCUCGGGCCAUGGCGGCUGAACCGUGCUCUCAGAUUGAAGCGGAGUUGUAUUUCCUGAUUGCCAGAUUUUUGCAGUCUGGACCAUGUCAGAAAUCCGCUCAGAUGCUGCUGGAGGAGCUGCACGAAUAUGAGAUCAUCCCGAAGCGCUGGAGCUGGGACGGGAAACAGUUUAAGCGCAGCUUUGAGGACUGGGUGUUAAUAAAUCAGCACAUACCUGCAGAUUACCUGUUACGUGCGUGUGAGCAGAUUGGCCCGCUUGUAGAUAAACACAUUUCUCCCAGUGUACCCGGCAUACACAGUUUACUGGGCACAGGACGGCAGUCUUUACUGCGCACAGCAAAGAGUACUUCUUCACAUACAGUAUGGAGUGGUUCUGCAGUAGCUGCCCUGCACAGGGGGCGGCCGCCAGAACCGUCUAUCAGCUGUGCCAUACCCCCAAAUAUAGUGUCAAUCAUGGGUGCUCGACGAACUACAGGAGUGGCUCGAUUUGCCCAAGCCCUCCCAUCCUGGAUCUAUCAGCAAAUGAAAAUGCAUCGGAGGAUUCUGGGUCACCUCUCAUCUGUGUACUGUGUGGCGUUUGACCGGACCGGCCAACGCAUUUUUACGGGUUCUGAUGACUGCCUUGUGAAGAUCUGGGGGACUGACGAUGGACGUCUCCUUGCCACCUUGCGAGGUCACUCGGCAGAGAUUUCCGACAUGACGGUGAACUUUGAGAACACGCUUCUCGCCUCUGCCAGCUGUGACAAGAUCAUCCGUGUGUGGUGCCUCCGUACCUGUGCGCCUGUGGCAGUAUUACAAGGACACACUGCCUCCAUAACCUCAAUACAGUUUUCUCCUUCAGCAUUAGGUUCCUCUCGGUAUCUUGCCACCACUGGGGCAGACGGCAUGGUUUGUUUCUGGCAGUGGAACUCGCUCAGUAUGAAGUUUUUUGAUAAACCUGUGAAGUUUAUCGAACGUUCUCGUCCUGGAGUUCAAAUUUCCUGCUGCUCCUUCAGCUCUGGGGGGAUGUUUCUGGCCACUGGAGGAACGGAUCACAUGAUCAGAGUUUACUACCUCGGAACAGAAAUGCCCAUGAAGCUUUCGGACCUAGAUGCCCAUACGGACAAAGUUGUAGCUAUUCAGUUCUGCAAUAACACUGAUGGUCUCAGGUUUGUGAGUGGUAGUCGGGAUGGUACGGCUCGGAUUUGGCAUUACCAACAGCAGGAAUGGAAAAGUAUUGUGCUGGACAUGACUACUAGAUUACCGGGGAAUGCUGUGGUAACAGGUGAUGAUAAAUCAACCAAGUUGGUGGUGACCAUGGUCGCGUGGGAUCGCUGCGACCGAUCUGUCAUCACAGCCGUUUCGAACUGCCUCCUCAAAGUCUGGAACUCAACAAACGGGCAGUUAUUACAUGUGCUGUCGGGUCAUGAUGAUGAGGUGUUUGUUUUGGAAGCCCACCCCUUUGACUCGCGAAUCUUGUUAUCAGCUGGCCAUGAUGGUAACAUCAAUAUCUGGGACCUCAGCAAAGGCCAUAAAGUCAGAAACUUCUUCAACAUGAUUGAGGGUCAGGGUCAUGGCGCUGUGUUUGACUGCAAGUUUUCAGUGGAUGGGCAGCACUUUGCUUGCACAGACUCUCAUGGUCAUCUGCUCAUCUUUGGCUUCGGGUGUAGCCAACUUUAUGAAAAGAUUCCAGACCAGAUGUUCUUCCAUACGGAUUUCCGGCCGCUGAUCAGGGACGCCAAUAAUUUUGUACUAGAUGAACAGACGCAGCAGGCUCCUCAUCUCAUGCCGCCACCAUUCCUGGUGGAUGUGGAUGGGAACCCCCACCCUCCCCGCAAUCAGCGUCUUGUGCCAGGACGAGAAAACUGCAAAGAGGAGCAGCUUGUACCACAGCUUGGCUACAUGGCUAAUGGUGAUGGGGAGGUAGUCGAGCAGGUGAUUGGCCAGCAGACCGCAGAGGAGUCUCAGGAAGAAAGCCCAUUGGAUGAUCUGAUCAGACAGCUCCAGCACCAGCAUGAUGAGCGGCUCAUCUCAGGAAGUCCAUCAGGUUCGGAUGAUCUGAUAUUAAAGCAUCUCUUACAACAUUUCAAUGUGAUUGUUGGAUUAAAGGAUUGCUUUUCAUGUUCAGGUGCUGAAGGGGCUGGUGGUCCUCUGUCCCCCCCUAACGUGGGUCUGCGGCGUAGCGGACAGGUUGAGGGCGUGAGGCAGAUGCACAAUAAUGCCCCACGCAGUCAGAUGGCCACUGAGCGAGACCUGCUGGCAUGGAGUCGUCGCGUGGUGGUUAAUGAAGUACAGUCUGGCAUUUUCAGAGUCAUGGAGGACUGCAGGCAAGCGAAAGGAGAGGUGGAGCGGUCUUUCUACAUCACUGAGAAGAAAAAAAAACCUGCACUCACAACAGGAAGCGAGACAAUAGGUCAGAGUGUUCGCAUUUUACGAAGGGCUCAACGGAAGCCACAGCAGCGGAGACACACAUAUCAAACCCGCUCAACCCGAGACAGGAGGCGUAGCUCAACCACACGCACGUACACCCGUGAGGAGGACAGCACAAGAGAAUCCAACAGUGACGCAGAGCAGCAGGAAGAGGAGGAGGAACAGAAUGAGAACAGUGACGUGUCGUCAGCUGAAGCACAGUGGGAGAAAGACAGCAGUUCCAGUGACUCUUCCAGCGAGUAUUCUGAUUGGACUGCAGAUGCGGGAAUUAACCUCCAGCCCCCUAAGCGACUAACCAGAAGGCAAGCCCGUCUCGCCAGGUGCAGCAGCUCAGAGGAGGAGGAGGAGGAGGAGGAGGAGGGUGCAGGCCAGAGAGAAGGAGAUGGAGAUGAUGAGAGAGCGAGCAAAUUGCCAGAUAAAAAGAAGAAACCUAAACAGACCAAACAGCGGUCUGUACCUGCUGGGGAGUUAGAGGAAUGGUUGCCCCCAUCUUGGAUCAUGGAGACCAUUCCAAGACGAUCACCUUUUGUACCUCAAAUGGGAGAUGAGUUGAUAUAUUUCCGUCAGGGCCAUCAAGCAUACGUCCGAGCCGUGCGUCGUGCCAAAGCAUACAGCGUCAAUCCUCAGAAACAGCCCUGGAACCGCCUGGACCUCAGAGAUCAGGAGUCUGUGAAGGUAGUGGGUAUUAAAUAUGAGGUCGGGCCGCCCACUCUGUGCUGCCUCAAACUGGCCUUCCUGGACCCCACCUCAGGGAAAAUGACUAAAGAAUUCUUCAGCUUGAAGUAUCAUGACAUGCCUGAUGUCAUUGACUUUCUGGUGCUACAACAAUUUUAUAAUGAGGCCAAAGAACGAAACUGGCAACCAGGUCAUCGUUUCAGAAGCAUCAUCGAUGAUGCCUGGUGGUUCGGUUCGGUGGAGAGUCAGGAGCCAUUUCAGCCUGAAUAUCCCGACAGCCUCUACCAGUGCUACGUUGUGAGGUGGGAUAACGGAGAGAGAGAGAAGAUGAGUCCGUGGGAUAUGGAGCCCAUACCUCAGGAAGCUCCAAUCCCAGAGCACGUUGAGGACAGUCUACCGGUCACAGAGGAUGAGCUUCAGUCGCUGCUGUACACCCCACAGGAGGGCGAGUGGGGGCUACACAUACGAGAUGACGAGUGUGAGAGAGUCAUUACCGCCAUAGAUCAGCUGCUGACAUUCGACGUGGCAAAACCCUUCUCCUGUCCCGUCGAUUUAAGAGAAUAUCCAAUGUACUGUACUGUUGUGGCCUAUCCCACCGCCCUCGGCACCAUCAGAACAAGAUUAGUGCACCGUUUCUACAGGCGAAUCUCAGCGUUGAUGUGGGAGGUGCGUUACAUCGAGCAUAAUGCUCGGACAUUUAACGAACCACAGAGCCCCAUCGUCACGGCAGCUAAAACGGUCACUGACGUCCUGCUCAGGUUCAUCAGGGAUCAAAGCUCCACUGACAUCUUGGAUCUGUACAAUAAGAUGAAGACCGAAUUCAGCAGCGCAGGAGAGGAAGAGGAGACGGUUGAAGUGGAUUCAGACACUCCCUGCACCUCCACUGGCCAAAGGAGGUCCGAUAGUGUGCCUCAGAAACGGGGCGUGGUCUUGGAUGUAAAUGCAUGGCAGGGACAGUGCAGGGAACUUCUAAGGAGAAUGAUGGCAAGCCCAGACUCACAGGCGUUCCGCCAACCUGUCGACCUCUUUGCGUACCCGGAUUAUCGUGACAUUAUUGAUACUCCUAUGGAUUUAGGCACUGUUUCUGAGACUUUGAUGGGUGGAAACUACGAGAAUCCGGUGGAGUUUGCCAAAGAUGUGCGGCUAAUUUUCAGCAAUUCCAAGGCUUACACACCAAACAAAAAGUCACGGAUCUACAGCAUGACCCUGAGUCUGUCUGCGUUCUUUGAGCAUCAGGUGAUUUCCAUCAUCUCAGAUUAUAAAUCUGCUGUCCAGAAUGAGCGCAGAAAUCUCAAGAGACUCAGUUACAGCAAGAGAUUACAGUCCAUUCCUAACAGCCCCAAAGGAAAACAAAAAUCAGGGAAGAAAACCUCCCAGACACCAGCAAAGAUCUGCUCACGGAAAACCCCACAAGAUUUGAAUGUUGAAGUUGAUGAAGACAGUCAGCCUUCGUCUUCAUCCAGCACUUUCUCGUCCUCUACCUCAUCCUCUUCAUCAGGCAGAGUUACACGCAGCCGAGUUACACCACAGAAACUCUCAGAUGCCAACGGUCUGGUGUCAAACGGAAGUCGAAGUUCACGUAGACGUGAAGCAUUGACAGAAGAGGGAGAGAUCUCUGAAUCCGAGAGGUCUGGUACAUCAAGCACAUCGUCCUCAUCAUCGUCUUCCUCCACAUCAUCGUCUUCGUCAGAAAGCGAGGACAGCGAGGACGAGGUGGCUGCCUUUGCCGACGGCGGCGAUCAUGACUACAGCAAAGCUCCUCAAACCCAACAAAAGGGCAAAGUGGCAGCUGCCUCCGUGGAUGACUCCAGCCGCAAGAGAAAAGGAGAAGAGGAAACGACAACUGAACCAGCGAAACGCAUGCGGAAAACAGAGUUACGAGUGGAGGAAGAAGAGGAGGAGCCUGAGGAAGAGGAGGAGCCUGAAGAGGAAGAGGAGGAGGAGGAAGUGGAAGAAGAGGAAUCUGAAGAGUCUGAGAAAGAGUCUGAGGAUGAUGAGGCUCCUCAGUCAACAGGAAAUACUGGAAGUCAGAAGUCAACUCAAAGGACUGCAAAGGCAGCGCGUGUCAAUACUCGUAACCAAGGACGACGGACAGUUUUGUACAACGACGACUCUGAAGAGGAGGGGUCAACGACAGACCCGCUGAACCUGGGAAUGUCACGCUCUGGAAGAGUCCGUCGAAUGACUGAAAAAGCGAGGGUCAGCCAUCUCAUGGGCUGGUCGCACUAAGACUUUGGCAUUUUUUGACCCAUACACUGACUCACUACAGUGAUACUGCAGGGAUUUUCUUUUUAGGCUCUUUCUUUUAUGUUGUUGACUUGAUGUUAAUGACUCUUCCUGGACUGUGGUGCUUUCUCUUGUUUGUGGUUUCCUUGGUAACCACCAUGCCAUCAACUAAUCAAUCACCUCUGCCUUAUUCUGGUCCAGGGCAGUAAGAGUCAACUCUCCUCCUCGCGUCCAGUUUAUCAUUCCCUCUAUUAAUCUUCACUUCUUCCUCCUUUGUGACAGAUUUAUUUUGAUCCCAAUUUGGUGUGUUUGGUUUCCAGUUCCCGUUCUGAGGAAUUUCUGUCUGUUCACUUUAUGAUGAUCAGAAAGAUGGUGCUGCUUUCCUCUUCCUCCAUCAUUCUAGCAUUCGUUUAAUUCUCUGUUAGGAAAUCAGUUAGUUUCUGACUUUGCCAUGCGGGGCAACGGGGGACACGUUUACCAUCAAAUUGAGAUGACUUGACUCUACUAUUAAAUCAGGUUGUACACUUACCUCUGUUGAGUAAAAAUAAUAUUAUCAUUUUUUGUCAUGGUUGUAAGCAUUGCUCUUUUUAGAUUUUUGUGCGGUUGUUGGAUUGGUCCAAAUCUCUCGGAUGCAUUAACUACUUCCAGAUUGUGUUUAAUAUGCCUCAUCCAUUAGAGCACAGAUUACGAGGAGGAUUAUGGGAAUGGUGGGAGAAAAUGCUUUUUUCUUCUGUUCAGUUUUACAAACCCACAUCAAACUGUUUUUACAGAAAAUAUUUAUUUUUCCACUGCUGUAUAGUACACUUUGAUUCAUUUUUUAUCUUACACUAAGGAGAACAACCGUAAUAAACUUUGCACAUUUUUGUCAAUUAUGUGGCAGCUGAUUUGAGGGUAAGAGAUCCCAAUCCUGGACUCCGGUUCAGAUACAAUGUAAAUUAAAACUGGUUACCCUCAAACCAUUUUACUGUUUAUUUUCUUGCAUUUUUAUUUCCUUAUGUUGUUUCUCUGCUUCAUCAUGUACACUGAAGAGAUUAUGUUUUGUACAGGGAUGAAAUAGAACCCCACUCUGAAAAUGUUUUAACAUGAUUAUCUGAUCAAUGUUGUUGUCUAUUUUCAGGAUGGUGAAUAGUUGGCAUUAUUGAUUUGAGAGAUUAGAUGUCAAAACUGGGUUUGAUUUGUCAGAGGGUGUUUCUGACAGAAAACACUUAUUACAUCCUUUUAUUUGGUAUUUUGAAUUAUUUUCCUCACCCCAAUCCAGUCCCUAGACCACACUUGUACAUCAGCAGCCACUCACAAUGCAGAGAAAUAAUUCUAGCCAAUCAAGAUACUUCGUUAACCUUUUCAGCCUGUGUGCCAUUCACUUGACACAAGAGAUAACCAGACUGAGUUAAUUUUGUCAGCUCGUUUCACGUCAUUUUUUCCCCCUCAAAGCUCAUUCUAGCUUUCCGUGGGGUUCUGUGACAUUUUAGCAUUCCGUGGGGUGGCAGAUAAAUAAAUGUUGCGUUACAAUAAUACUGGAGGUGAUCAUGAAGAAACGACGUAAAAUGUAAUAAGCUUACGUGCGUGUCUAAUUUUUUUUACACGUUUUGGAUUGUGAAUUUUUUUAUAUAAUAAAAUGGUUAAACUCU
Messenger RNA from Triplophysa dalaica, 7506 nucleotides. It is a transcript of the gene brwd3, whose product is annotated as bromodomain and WD repeat domain containing 3. Gene Ontology annotation, cellular component: nucleus. The transcript has 39 exons. Gene Ontology annotation, biological process: regulation of transcription by RNA polymerase II; cytoskeleton organization; regulation of cell shape. The record is from RefSeq and is a predicted model, not a curated record. Gene Ontology annotation, molecular function: protein binding. Lineage: Eukaryota; Metazoa; Chordata; Actinopteri; Cypriniformes; Nemacheilidae. Bases 578 to 5881 code for a protein of 1767 amino acids.